AUGUCGGCAUCUAUGUCGGCAGAAGAUGGAGCUACGUCUUCGGAUACAUACAAUGCAGUCGAGCGCCGUCUUGGUCUACUAGAUGCGCUCUCGCGUAUUCGUCAUCUGAAAGACUCCAAGCUGGAGAACCAACGUGCACCUGCGCAGCUGCUUGUCGCUAUUGAGGCGACCUUGGCCGAGCGUGCAGCACAGGAACAACAAGAAACAGGGCCUACGCAAUACUUCCUAGCUCUGGAAAGUUUACUGAGUGCGGAGGAGCCUGGCGAGGAUGUGCAUGCUUCGUCUGUGUACCUUCUCAGCCUUGUCCUGCCGUACGUCGCGCCUGGCGUCGUACGUGCAAAGAGCUUGGCCCUGCUAAGCGCUGUAGCGGCGCCCUUGGCUGAGCCCCACGGUGCGAGUGAGCAUAUGAAUGCACGUAUCCGAUCGGCGUUGGGCGUCGUCGAGGCGUUGCUUGAGAUGGUCCCAGUGAAGGACCGAACGCACUUGGAGCGGGAGCGGACGUGGCUUACGGUAUGGGACCUGGUCCUCUCUCUUUGUAUGGAUGCCCGUCCCAAAGUGCGCCGACGUGCGCACGAUCUCGUGCGCCACAUCCUGGGAUUGCCGGCAUGGUCGCAUGACCAUCCCUAUGCGUCGCGUACGAUGGCGUGGGCGGCACGGACACUGCAACAUGUGGCAGAAGCUCGUGGCGGCCCUGUAACGACCCAAGGCGGCAAGCCCACCUACGACAAGAAGAGUGGACAGGCGCGGCAUGCCAAGAGUGCCGCGGCAGCGCGGCAACAAGCCGCGUCGGAAGGCGCAGCGAGUAGCGGUAUCUGGGUCUGCCAGCUUUUGCAAGGUUUGGUCGCAUUGGUGCCGCCCAAGACCACGGCGACUCUGGUCCCAGCGCUGCUACUGCUGCCUGCCCUGCAAAAUCCGUUCCUGACAGUGGCUGUGUACGACGUCUUUGCCGCGCUCUUCCGCUCACCCCGAGCCGAGGCUAUGAGCACCGAAGCGAUGCUGGCGGCGUCCACGGCCCUGGACCAACCUGCGCGCGACGUGACACUGCUCGCGCAGACGGUCUCAGCCUUGCUUGACGAGAGCGCGGUGCCUGCGUCCACCGACGUGCAGACGCUGCCGUCGUACAUGGGCGUGCUGGAAUCGUGCAUGGUGACCUACUCGGCCGCGUCGCCCACCGCGGCGUGGGCGUUGGUCCCUACGUUGUGGCAGCAGACAUGGCACUUGGCACUCUCGGCGCAAUCCGAUGCAUCGCGGUCCUCGCCCAGCGUGCGUGUGGCAGGCCGGACGUUGCUCCAGGCGCUCGUGCGCUAUUGUGUGCCAGAAGAAGCGGUGGCAGAAGCACUUACAGCAUCGACGUCGCCUCUUCGUACGAUGCUCGACUCGGUGAAGGAUGCGCUGGGCACGCAUGCGCUGCGCUACGCGCAUGCACGUGCCGACAUUCUGCCUGUUCUGUCGAGCUGCUUGCAGCGUCUGCGCUACCCUCUUGAGCCUCGUCAGGCGCCGCCGGCGGAAACGUUGCUGAUGGACCAAGUCGUGCAUGUGGCGUCUCUGCGAACCCAACGCGACUUUGAUGCGCGGGCCGAAGCGGAUGCGGUCCUGGGCACGGCCGUGGAAGUGUGUGGGCCUGCGCGUAUCUUGGCUGUGCUGCCCCUGCAAUUGCUCGACGACGAAGGCCGGCCUAAUAUGCAGGGUACGGGCCGUGCGUGGAUGCUGCCGUUGCUGCGUGCGCACAUUACCAACACAAACCUACAGCACUUUGUCGAGGCGAUGGUCCCGCUCAGUGAGGCGCUCUUCGAGCUGCGUGUGCGCGCUGAGCAGCCGACCGAUGGCACGGCGCCCCGGCCUGUGGAGGCCAAAGUAAUGGAGGCGCUGAUCGAGCAGAUUUGGGCGUGCUUCCCUGGCUACUGUGAUCUGGCGCGCGAUGUGCCUACGGCGCUUACGCCGCGGGUGCUGGAGCUGUUGGUCCAGGUGCUGCGUACGCAACGUGCGCUGCGUCCCAGUGUACUCAAGGGCUUGGAAUGGCUCGUGCAGCGUACCGAGUCGCUCGUGGCUUCGCAAGCGCCGGCCGACCAACUGCAGCGCCAGUUUGGUGUGGAUCAGGCACAAGGCCAAGCGACACUGGCGCAUUUGCGUUCGUUGGCAGGUGUGCUGCUCGCUUCGUUGUUCAACCUACUCUCUGAACUGCCUGCGCAGGAACGUGCCUACGUCAUGGAAUGCAUUCGAACCUACUUGGCGAUUCUUGAUGCGCCCAGCAUUGCGCAGACCUUUAGCAAAGUGGCCGCGAUGCUCACACAGGCGCUGCAAACGUACGAGCCAAGCAUGCCGGCGCCGGGUAUGCCGGAGCCGAAUAGCCCACGCUACGUCCCGCCUGUGCCGCAUACGAUGAUGGAUCUGCUAUUGGCGCUGGUCCCGCAUCUCAAGAAAGCGGAAGCGAUCCAGCUGGUCGACAUGUGUGCCCAUGUCCUGCCGGUGGCCGAUAGCAGCUUGCAAAAGAAAGCAUACCGUGCGUUGGCCCGCCUGCUGACAGGUGACGAGGCCGAGGCCCUGCGUAGCCACUUUGGCACAGCCGCGCUCGUCUCGCAAUGGCUCACAUUGGACGUGCAGCCUGGUGCCGUGCGUGAUCGCUUGCAGUUGCUGCUGGCCCUGCUCCCACACUGGCCCAACGAUCAGCUUGGCCUGCUGGGCAGUGUCGUGCCGGAAGCCGUGCUGGGCACCAAGGAAGCCAACCAGGGCGCACGAGAAGCGGCGUACGACCUGCUUGUGGAGAUGGGGCAUCGUAUGGCGCAAGGUGGUACAAUCCAUCGUGCACAGGCCGGCGCGGCGAACGCAGAGACGGCGUCGGUGGACGCCUCCGUGCAGGAGCUGGUCAUGAUGGUCGCGGCGGGCUUGGCCGGCGCGAGUCCACGUAUGAUUGGCGCUUCGAUUACAGCGUUGGCCCGGUUGUUGUACGAAUUCCACACGACCUUGCCAGCCGACACGGUGCGUGAGCUGCUUGCGACCAUGCUCGUGUUCCUCGAGAGCACGAACCGUGAAAUUGUGAAGGGCGCCUUGGGUUUCUGCAAGGUGGCUUUGGUCGCAUUGCCUGCGCCGGACGUGGAAAGCACGCUGCCCACCUUGGUCCCGGCGCUGCUGCAUGUCCGCCAUGUGCACAAGAACCACUUCAAGGGCCGUGUGCGCCACUUGAUCGAGCGCUUGCUGCGUCGCUUUGGCGAGAAGGCCAUUGAAGUGCAUGUCGAUGCCGAGAACCAGCGUCUGCUGGCCAACAUUCGCAAGCGCAAGGAACGCGCGAAGCGCCGUCGUGCGCAGGCGUCGACGCACGAAGGCGAGGAAGAGACGGACUGGGCGCCAGCGAAGAGCGUAGGUGUCGAUGCCUUCGAAGAGGCGCUGUACGGCAGUGCCUCGGAAUCGGAAUCGGACGGCGACGAGGAUGCGGAGGAAAAGGCGACGCGACCGAAGGCGCGCUUGCCGAACCAGGGCCGCCAGCGUCGCGCGAAGCACCGCGAAGACGAUACCUAUUUGCUGGAAGACAACGAUACGCCGAUGAAUCUGCUGGAUGCCUCCACGGUGAGUGCGAUUCGCUCGCAUGUACGUGCCAAGCCACGCCGCGAGCCUGGCCAGGAAGCCAAGUCGUUCCAAGUCGAUGAUAUGGGCCGCCUGCACAUUCAGGACGAGGCGGCGGCCGCCGCGGCGGACGGGCCGGAGGCCGCGGCUAUGGCGACGGAAGGCCAUGCGUACAUGGACAAGUCGCUGGGUGUGGACGGCUUUACGCACCGUGGACGUGGCGGGGCGGUCAAGUUCAACAAGAACAACAAGCGCACACGGGCCCAGGAGCGCCGAGACGACGAGGAGGAGGAGGCAGAGACAGCCAGUCACGCGCCCCGCCGACCGAAGCGCGGCAAGCAGGCCAUUGGCUCCGAGUUCCGUGCACGUCGCGCCGAGGGCGAUGUGCAGAAGAACGGCAUGAGCCCCUAUGCGUACGUGCCCUUGUCGUCGGUGGCGGGCAAGCGCAAGGGCAAGCCUGCUGCAAAACUGGCGAUCACCGGGAAGCACAAGGCCAAGCGUACGUAA
Malassezia pachydermatis is the source of this 4065-nucleotide messenger RNA. RefSeq names its product ribosomal rna-processing protein 12. Lineage: Eukaryota; Fungi; Basidiomycota; Malasseziomycetes; Malasseziales; Malasseziaceae. The record is from RefSeq and is a predicted model, not a curated record. Bases 1 to 4065 code for a protein of 1354 amino acids. The transcript has a single exon.